Molecule: messenger RNA, 2787 nt
Organism: Musa acuminata subsp. malaccensis (wild Malaysian banana)
Lineage: Eukaryota; Viridiplantae; Streptophyta; Magnoliopsida; Zingiberales; Musaceae
Biological process (GO): L-arabinose metabolic process
Molecular function (GO): alpha-L-arabinofuranosidase activity
Source: RefSeq, a predicted model, not a curated record
UCACUCCUCUUUCUGGUCAGACUUCUUUCUCCUCUUCUCCUUACAGCUCUGAGAAAGAAGCCCAAGAUGAGAAAUCUCUUCGCCUUCGUUGCACUCCUCGUGGCGCUGGCCGCCGUGGUCUUCCCUCCAGCUGCGGCCAACCAGUGUACCAACGUGGUUUACAGCUUCGUCCCCAUGGCCGCACACUACAAACAGGCCACCCUCGGCCAUAACAACACCUUGAAGACGGAGUUCCUCUCUCGCUACCAUCUGAAUCCGAGCGACGAGGUGACGUGGAUGAAGUUGCUCCCGCGGAAGGCUACGCCGCCGGAGGUCACUGAGCUCGACUGGGCCAUGCUGGGCCGAGGCGUGAGGCAGCCCGGGCUGACCUCGGCGGCCGGCGUAGGCAGCAGCAAGUUCUUGAAAGAGAUGUCUCUUCAUGAUGUGCGUAUCGAUCCAAAGUCCGUUCACGGCAGAGCCCAGCAGACGAAUCUGGAGUACCUGCUGCUCCUCAAUGUGGACCGGCUAGUUUGGAGCUUCCGUAAGUUGGCCGGCCUACCGACACCCGGCAGACCUUAUGGAGGAUGGGAGGAACCUACCGGGCAGCUCCGGGGUCACUUUGUUGGGCAUUUCAUGAGUGCAACCGCGUUAAUGUGGGCAGCAACUAAGAACGAGACAAUACGUGAGAGAAUGAACGCAGUAGUUGAGGCACUUGAUGAGUGCCAAAGGAAGAUAGGAACUGGGUAUCUUUCAGCUUUCCCUACGUCGGAGUUUGACAUCUAUGAAGAAGUGCGAUACGUAUGGGCUCCCUACUACACGAUCCAUAAGAUCAUGAAUGGACUGGUGGAUCAGUACGUGAAUGCCAACAACGUUAAAGCACUAAAAAUGGCGGUCUGGAUGGCUAAAUACUUUGGCAACCGUGUGGCAAACAAUAUCAAGAAGCGUUCUAUUGCCUGGCACUGGGCAGCCAUGAACGAGGAAACUGGUGGCAUGAAUGAUGUCCUCUACAGGCUAUACACAAUCACGAGAAAUAAGAAACAUUUGGUGCUGGCACAUCUUUUUGAUAAACCAUGUUUCCUCGGACCACUUGCAGUGCAGGCUGAUCUCCUUUCCGGACUACAUGGUAAUACACACAUUCCAAUAGUGAUUGGGGCUCAGAGGCGAUAUGAAAUAACUGGAGAUAUUCUCUAUAAGGAAAUUGGAAUGACAUUUAUGGAUAUCGUCAACUCCUCCCAUGGAUAUGCGACGGGUGGAACGACAGUUGAUGAGCAUUGGAAAGAACCGAAACGUUUAGCGAGUUACUUGCAGACGAACACUGAAGAAUCUUGCACGACCUAUAACCUGUUAAAGGUCUCACGCAACCUGUUCAGAUGGACAAAGGAAAUGGCAUAUGCAGAUCACUAUGAACGUGCACUAACUAAUGGAGUCUUAAGCAUUCAACGAGGAACGGAGCCAGGAAUCAUGAUAUAUUUUCUCCCUAUGAACCCUGGAGGUUCAAAAGCAGUGAGUGCUCAAGGUGGCUGGGGAACCCCUACUGCAUCAUUCUGGUGUUGCUAUGGAACAGCUAUUGAGUCAUUCUCGAAGCUUGGUGAUUCCAUCUAUUUCGAGGAAGAGGGUGAUACUCCAACGUUAUAUAUCAUUCAGUUUAUCUCCAGCACCGUUAAUUGGCUUUCAGGAGAACUGGUCCUACAGCAGAAAGCACAGCAAGUUUCUUCACUUGAUCGCUACUUCCGAGUUCAGUAUACGGUUUCUACGACAAACAAGGUGGUAUCUAAAAAUUCCACGCUGAACAUUCGGAUACCGGUUUGGACUUAUAAUCAUGAUGCAGUAGCUACGAUAAAUGGACACACAGUAGCAGUACCUCCUCCAGGAAAUGUUCUAUCCGUCAACAAGAGCUGGAGCAGAAAAGACCAGUUGACCUUAUCAUUGCCAAUUGGGUUGAGAACAGAAGCCAUUCAAGAUGAUCGUCCCCAGUUCUCAUCACUCAAGGCAUUGCUGUUUGGACCAUACCUUCUUGUUGGGCUCAGCUGUGGCACAUGGGAUUUGAGAACCCAACAAGCCAACCAUAGGCUCUCAGAUUGGAUAUUGCCUGUUCCACAUGACCAUAGAACAAGGCUUGUAUCUCUUACCCAAGAGACUUCCGAUGCUACUUUGUUCCUUUCGAAUCUAAAUGCCUCCACCUACGACAAGAAGCGCAUGCUCACCAUGGAAGCAUCACCGCAACUUGGAACAAACGCAGCUGCCCAAGCCACAUUUAGACUUGUUUUCGGGAACCAGAAAGCAUCACGAUUCCCUUCCCGGAAGAGCAUCAUCGGCAAAAUCAUCAUGCUUGAACCAUUCGAUCUCCCAGGAAAAGUAGUGCAGCACCAAGGGCCCGGCAAGAGGCUCGUCGUUGCCGUUACGUCGAGGAAUUCUAACACUAGAAAGGCAUCAAAGUUUCUGGUGGUUGAAGGAUUGGAUGGGAAUUCGAACACUAUCUCGCUGGAGUCGGCGAGCAUGCCUGGUUGUUUUGUACAUCACGAUCGCUCUUCGAGCAAUGGUGUUAGGCUUCUUUGCCAAGCUAAGAAAGCCGGUCGCCGCGGUGCUGCGCUCGGGAGAUUGGCAAGCUUUACUCUCAGGCAAGGUCUGAGUAAGUAUCACCCUAUCAGCUUCACGGCAAGGGGAACCAGAAGAAGCUUUCUGUUCCAGCCAUUGCUGGGCCUUAGAGAUGAAACGUACACGACCUACUUCAACAUUAUAAUUUGAACUCCAGCUGGUUGACUUCCCAAGACCUUUUGACUUGUCUUUCUCCUCCUUCUCCUCUCUUCU